AUGCAGCUAAGUGUACUAGUAUUUUUUGUUUAUCUAAUAGUUCCAGCUAUAUUUGCUGAAGAUGUGAGCUAUCAAGCCUGUGUUGAUAAAUAUUCUAGAAAGGGGUACCAACCUUGGCAAGAAUGGUCUGAUCAUUAUACUUGUCAUAGGUAUAGGUGUGAGAUAAGGGACGGAAAAUAUUUCAUAGCUGCUGUUGGGUGUCGGAAACCUAAAAUUCCUGAAAAUGCGUUAGAAUGCCACGAAUAUAUUGAAGAUGAAAACGUUGAAUUUCCAACAUGCUGCGCUAGGCUAAGAUGUGUGGUAGAGCUCAAUGGUGAAAGGAUUGUCCAGACUAGAGGUCAGCCUGGCGAAUUGUUCCCUGAUAAGCCUUGGAAGGGACAACAAAAUGAGCCUAAUCCUGCCGUAGUCGGUAUGAGUGGCAUCCCACAGACCCCAGUUGGCGGAGAACCUCAAGGUCAACCAGCUCCUGGCAUCUUCAACAACCGUGGCGCAGGCAAGCAAGAUCAUUAUUAG
Messenger RNA from Diatraea saccharalis (sugarcane borer), 513 nucleotides. Lineage: Eukaryota; Metazoa; Arthropoda; Insecta; Lepidoptera; Crambidae. The record is from the annotation of a GenBank genome assembly.